ACAAAACAACUCGGCUGGACAUUCGUUAUAAAGACAAGAUAAUCCACCGGAUGUGGAACCAGCGGCUGCUGAGGAAAUCUCGUUUUUGAGAACAGACUCUAAAGGUUGUGGCAUGUGGGUUGAGUGAUCUACGAGGGAAUUUGGGUGAUGGCUCUGAUUGGCUUUCUGGUGGUGGCAGUGUGUGGAUCGCUGGUUGCUUGGGCGGAUCAGCUGAAGCACGCCCGGACACCUUUGUUACCCCAUCGGCCGUUUGUGGUGGUGUGGAAUGCACCUACUGAAUCCUGCCGUCUUCGAUUCAAGGUUGAUUUGGACCUUAGCGUCUUCGACAUUGUUGCAAACCACAACGAAACCUUGAGCGGCCCCAACGUGACCAUCUUUUACCACAGUCACCUGGGAUAUUAUCCUUACUACACCAGCUCUGGCAUUCCCAUCAACGGAGGCCUUCCUCAGAACCAAAGCCUGAGCAAGCACCUCAGCAAAGCUCGAGCAGACAUCGAUAAGCUCAUACCUUUCAAGGACUUCCACGGGCUUGGUGUCAUCGACUGGGAAGACUGGCGACCACAGUGGGUUCGCAAUUGGGGAUCGAAGGACAUCUACCGGAACAAAUCCAAGGAGCUUACAAGGAAACUGCAUCCUGAUUGGCCACAAAGUAAAGUAGAGAAUGAAGCAAAGGAGCUCUUUGAGAGAGACGGACAAGCAUUCAUGAACUCAACACUGGUGCUAGCUGAGAGUCGACGACCACAUGGCCUUUGGGGGUUUUACCUGUUUCCUGACUGUUACAAUUAUGGCUACAAGCAGCAUCCAUUGCGUUACACAGGAGAGUGUCCUAAUAUAGAGCCUGUGCGCAAUGAUCAUCUAAUGUGGCUGUGGAAAGAGAGUACAGCCCUCUAUCCUUCCAUCUAUCUCGACUAUGAGCUCAAGUCUUCAGCUAAUACUGUCAAAUUUGUGCACUAUCGUGUCAAGGAGGCCAUGCGGAUUGCCUCUAUUGCUAGGAAUGACUAUACAUUGCCUGUUUUUGUUUAUUCCAGACCCUUCUAUGCAUACACAUUUGUUGUCCUAUCAGAGAGUGACCUGGUCCACACUAUAGGAGAGAGCGCAGCACUGGGGGCCGCAGGGGUGGUCCUGUGGGGCUCAUCUGAAUAUGCACGAUCUCAGAGAAACUGCCUGACAGUCAAGAAGUACAUUGACGGUCCACUGGGUCACUAUGUGAUCAAUGUGACCUCAGCUGCUAAGUUGUGCAGUAAGGCCUUGUGCAAGAAGAACGGCAAAUGCAUCCGUAAGAGCCUGGACUCUGGGGCCUACCUGCACCUCAACCCUCGCUUCUUCAGCAUCCGCCUCAACCACAGCAUCCGUGGACCACGCUUCCACGUCAGCGGCCACCUCAACAACCACGAUAUCCUGGACAUGAAGCAAAAGUUCACCUGUCAGUGUUACCAGGGCUGGACAGGAAUCUACUGUGAAAUGCCUCAGACAGCACAACCUGUCCCGUCCCACCCGAGAGACAGCGUCCUGGGAGAACUACUGCUGGUCCUGUCCCUUCACUUCUCCUGUCUGUCUGUCAUCAUGUUCUUGGGUCUGUGUCUCAUUAUUAAGUGUCUGAUACUGUAAAGUGCUGUGUAGAUGGGGAUUUGGACUGUAUCUGUUUAAUAAAAAAGACAAGGAAAUAAAGUUAAUUGUAGCUGUAUCUAAAGUGACCUCGUUUUCUCUGUUAAAACGGAUACUUAAAAUAGAAGACUGAUCUGAUUGGAUCUGAGACAAUCAUACAGCACAACCAAUAUAAUCCACAUUGUGAUAAUUGAAGAGAGACCGUUUUAUAUUGCUCCCGCCCAUAUUCGCAGCGGUGUCCGAAAUAAUUUUGCACAUUUAAAGUCUAGUGUGACCGCCCCUUCAGACGCGCGUCAAUUUUGCUUCAAACUUUUG
Molecule: messenger RNA, 1920 nt
Organism: Carassius auratus (goldfish)
Lineage: Eukaryota; Metazoa; Chordata; Actinopteri; Cypriniformes; Cyprinidae
Product: hyaluronidase-like
Exons: 5
Coding region: 148-1608 (486 amino acids)
Biological process (GO): hyaluronan catabolic process; carbohydrate metabolic process
Cellular component (GO): cytoplasmic vesicle
Molecular function (GO): hyalurononglucosaminidase activity
Source: RefSeq, a predicted model, not a curated record